AGGCUACGCCAGCUUUUUGAUGGCUCUGCUAACUUUUCUGAGCGUACUAGCAGCUUUAGCUGGUGCUAUCAACGCCCAGUGUCCCAUCUCCGGCUGUGACGGCCUCCGUUCUUUCUCCUCCACGGCGAGAACCGGCCUGCAACCGACGCGUUCGAACACCGAGCGACACAACCCCGAACACGAUGCAGCACCCCGGCUACUGUGGAGUUACGAGACCCACCUACCCUCCGGAGCUGGUUGCGUCACUAACGGAGCUGAAGACUCCGCUGUUGUGAUCUGCCCCAUGGCUAUUGGACAAAAUGCCAGUGUGGUAUCAUUUUCAGCGGCGAAUGGAAGCGUUCUCUGGACCCUAUCCCUCACCUCCCAAGCAGUCCUACCGCUAGUCAGCAUCGACGGAGGAUCGGUGGUCAGUGACGGUCAGACACUGGACUGGCUGGCUCGCGAUGGUCGCUCCCUCGCUCCUCCUGUCACCCUCUUCCCGGUCCAAGGUCCUCUGUUUGACCUCACCAUUACCCUCCCUACCAGCAUCGUCACUAUACUCUACAAGUGUGGCUUCAUCUCCACUUACACCGUAGAUGGAGUCCCGAUAUCUGGACUGUGGUUGAACGGUACACGGAAUGGAGUGAGGGGAACGUUUGUCCCUCUCGCGAACCCCGUCAUAAACGACACUCGUCUCUAUAUUCUCUCAGCCUUCAGACCUCACACAACUGAACGAGAUAGCAACACCACGCUCCUCAGACUGUAUGCUAUCAAUGUGGCAGCAGCUCUCGACCAUAAGUUCACCAUUCUCUGGACAUACAACGUGACGCUCAGGGGAAUCAUACCAUACCUCAGUACUGUUGGCACAUACUGCAGCAACUCGCUGCCUCCUGAGGCUCGUUACGAUGAUAAUCACAGGGGCUCUAGCUCAUCAUCAGAGAAGUCUCCUGGACUGUUAGAGCCUCCACCAGGUGUACUAACAAUGACAGGAGGGAGGAUUUUAGGGUCCGUAUCUGUUUUAACCCAGUCUGGAAAAUUCGUCUCGUUCAAUAUGAGCGUGAGAGAUUUGGGAAAGAAUUUCUCUCUGAUUUCAAGCGGGUACUCCAAUAACUUACUGACGGCCCUCUGUUGGGGUAACAACAACAGAAAAGAACAGAAUACUCCGUAUCCUUGGGAAAGGAAGGGAAACUUAGUUCAGGCUGCAGAAGGGGAACAAUUCUGGGCCUCAGUUUCGCUGUCAAGAGGGACCAUAACCAAAACGGUGUUGGAGUUGUUGCUGGAGCAGAAUAGGCCACCUGUCAAUUCUUCGUCCCUGGUUCUCCCCACCUCUCUCACCACACCUGUGACUCUACUGCAGUCCCCUACUGAUCAGGAUAUGCUGGUGUUUGGGACUAAUGGAGCCGUGUCUGGUGUUAGUCAGGAAGACAAUCCACAUCUUGUAGGAGUGGUGGGCGAUGAGGGAGGAGUUGUACCGAGUGUAAAGUGGAGCUUGCCUCUUCCCCUCGUGCAGCCUGCACGCGGACAAAUCUCCUCCCUGUCUUUCUCUUCCAGGACCAUCUUGUUUCUGACUACUCCCCUUGGAGUGUAUGCAUACCAACUGUAAGCCC
This is a messenger RNA of Geodia barretti, 1586 nucleotides long. NCBI's taxonomy places the organism in Eukaryota, Metazoa, Porifera, Demospongiae, Tetractinellida, Geodiidae. The record is from the annotation of a GenBank genome assembly.